This is a messenger RNA of Homo sapiens (human), 17911 nucleotides long. It is a transcript of the gene MUC5B, whose product is annotated as mucin 5B, oligomeric mucus/gel-forming. Gene Ontology annotation, cellular component: extracellular region; Golgi lumen. Lineage: Eukaryota; Metazoa; Chordata; Mammalia; Primates; Hominidae. The record is from RefSeq and is marked reviewed. The transcript is spliced from 49 exons. The coding region runs from base 59 to 17347 and encodes 5762 amino acids.
ACCCGGCCCGGCUCCCUCCCUGCCCGUCCCCGUCCCCCCACCCGUGCCAGCCCCCAGGAUGGGUGCCCCGAGCGCGUGCCGGACGCUGGUGUUGGCUCUGGCGGCCAUGCUCGUGGUGCCGCAGGCAGAGACCCAGGGCCCUGUGGAGCCGAGCUGGGAGAAUGCAGGGCACACCAUGGAUGGCGGUGCCCCGACGUCCUCGCCCACCCGGCGCGUGAGCUUUGUUCCACCCGUCACUGUCUUCCCCAGCCUGAGCCCCCUGAACCCGGCGCACAAUGGGCGGGUGUGCAGCACCUGGGGUGACUUCCACUACAAGACCUUCGACGGCGACGUCUUCCGCUUCCCUGGCCUUUGCAACUACGUGUUCUCUGAGCACUGCCGCGCCGCCUACGAGGACUUCAACGUCCAGCUACGCCGAGGCCUAGUGGGCUCCAGGCCUGUGGUCACCCGUGUUGUCAUCAAGGCCCAGGGGCUGGUGCUGGAGGCGUCCAACGGCUCCGUCCUCAUCAAUGGGCAGCGGGAGGAGCUGCCUUACAGCCGCACUGGCCUCCUGGUGGAGCAGAGCGGGGACUACAUCAAGGUCAGCAUCCGGCUGGUGCUGACAUUCCUGUGGAACGGAGAGGACAGUGCCCUGCUGGAGCUGGAUCCCAAAUACGCCAACCAGACCUGUGGCCUGUGUGGGGACUUCAACGGCCUCCCGGCCUUCAACGAGUUCUAUGCCCACAACGCCAGGCUGACCCCGCUCCAGUUUGGGAACCUGCAGAAGUUGGAUGGGCCCACGGAGCAGUGCCCGGACCCGCUGCCCUUGCCGGCCGGCAACUGCACGGACGAGGAGGGCAUCUGCCACCGCACCCUGCUGGGGCCGGCCUUUGCGGAGUGCCACGCACUGGUGGACAGCACUGCGUACCUGGCCGCCUGCGCCCAGGACCUGUGCCGCUGCCCCACCUGCCCGUGUGCCACCUUUGUGGAAUACUCACGCCAGUGCGCCCACGCGGGGGGCCAGCCGCGGAACUGGAGGUGCCCUGAGCUCUGCCCCCGGACCUGCCCCCUCAACAUGCAGCACCAGGAGUGUGGCUCACCCUGCACGGACACCUGCUCCAACCCCCAGCGCGCGCAGCUCUGCGAGGACCACUGUGUGGACGGCUGCUUCUGCCCCCCAGGCACGGUGCUGGAUGACAUCACGCACUCUGGCUGCCUGCCCCUCGGGCAGUGCCCCUGCACCCACGGCGGCCGCACCUACAGCCCGGGCACCUCCUUCAACACCACCUGCAGCUCCUGCACCUGCUCCGGGGGGCUAUGGCAGUGCCAGGACCUGCCGUGCCCUGGCACCUGCUCUGUGCAGGGCGGGGCCCACAUCUCCACCUAUGAUGAGAAACUCUACGACCUGCAUGGUGACUGCAGCUACGUUCUGUCCAAGAAAUGUGCCGACAGCAGCUUCACCGUGCUGGCUGAGCUGCGGAAGUGCGGCCUGACGGACAACGAGAACUGCCUGAAAGCGGUGACGCUCAGCCUGGACGGCGGGGACACGGCCAUCCGGGUCCAAGCGGACGGCGGCGUGUUCCUCAACUCCAUCUACACGCAGCUGCCCCUGUCGGCAGCCAACAUCACCCUGUUCACACCCUCGAGCUUCUUCAUCGUGGUGCAGACAGGCCUGGGGCUGCAGCUGCUGGUGCAGCUGGUGCCACUCAUGCAGGUGUUUGUCAGGCUGGACCCCGCCCACCAGGGCCAGAUGUGCGGCCUGUGUGGGAACUUCAACCAGAACCAGGCUGACGACUUCACGGCCCUCAGCGGGGUGGUGGAGGCCACGGGCGCAGCCUUCGCCAACACCUGGAAGGCCCAGGCUGCCUGUGCCAAUGCCAGGAACAGCUUUGAGGACCCCUGCUCCCUCAGUGUGGAGAAUGAGAACUACGCCCGGCACUGGUGCUCGCGCCUGACCGAUCCCAACAGUGCCUUCUCGCGCUGCCACUCCAUCAUCAACCCCAAGCCCUUCCACUCGAACUGCAUGUUUGACACCUGCAACUGUGAGCGGAGCGAGGACUGCCUGUGCGCCGCGCUGUCCUCCUAUGUGCACGCCUGUGCCGCCAAGGGCGUACAGCUCAGCGACUGGAGGGACGGCGUCUGCACCAAGUACAUGCAGAACUGCCCCAAGUCCCAGCGCUACGCCUACGUGGUGGAUGCCUGCCAGCCCACUUGCCGCGGCCUGAGUGAGGCCGACGUCACCUGCAGCGUUUCCUUCGUGCCUGUGGACGGCUGCACCUGCCCCGCGGGCACCUUCCUCAAUGACGCGGGCGCCUGUGUGCCCGCCCAGGAGUGCCCCUGCUACGCUCACGGCACCGUGCUGGCUCCUGGAGAGGUGGUGCACGACGAGGGCGCCGUGUGUUCAUGUACGGGUGGGAAGCUAAGCUGCCUGGGAGCCUCUCUGCAGAAAAGCACAGGGUGUGCAGCCCCCAUGGUGUACCUGGACUGCAGCAACAGCUCGGCGGGCACCCCUGGGGCCGAGUGCCUCCGGAGCUGCCACACGCUGGACGUGGGCUGUUUCAGCACACACUGCGUGUCCGGCUGUGUCUGUCCCCCGGGGCUGGUGUCGGAUGGGAGUGGGGGCUGCAUUGCCGAGGAGGACUGCCCCUGUGUGCACAACGAGGCCACCUACAAGCCUGGAGAGACCAUCAGGGUCGACUGCAACACCUGCACCUGCAGGAACCGGAGGUGGGAGUGCAGCCACCGGCUCUGCCUGGGCACCUGCGUGGCCUACGGGGAUGGCCACUUCAUCACCUUUGAUGGCGAUCGCUACAGCUUUGAAGGCAGCUGCGAGUACAUCUUGGCCCAGGACUACUGUGGGGACAACACCACCCACGGGACCUUCCGCAUCGUCACCGAGAACAUCCCCUGUGGGACCACCGGCACCACCUGCUCCAAGGCCAUCAAGCUCUUCGUGGAGAGCUACGAGCUGAUCCUCCAAGAGGGGACCUUUAAGGCGGUGGCGAGAGGGCCGGGUGGGGACCCACCCUACAAGAUACGCUACAUGGGGAUCUUCCUGGUCAUCGAGACCCACGGGAUGGCCGUGUCCUGGGACCGGAAGACCAGCGUGUUCAUCCGACUGCACCAGGACUACAAGGGCAGGGUCUGCGGCCUGUGCGGGAACUUCGACGACAAUGCCAUCAAUGACUUUGCCACGCGUAGCCGGUCCGUGGUGGGGGACGCACUGGAGUUUGGGAACAGCUGGAAGCUCUCCCCCUCCUGCCCGGACGCCCUGGCACCCAAGGACCCCUGCACGGCCAACCCCUUCCGCAAGUCCUGGGCCCAGAAGCAGUGCAGCAUCCUCCACGGCCCCACCUUCGCCGCCUGCCGCUCCCAGGUUGACUCCACCAAGUACUACGAGGCCUGCGUGAACGACGCGUGUGCCUGCGACUCGGGUGGCGACUGCGAGUGUUUCUGCACGGCUGUGGCUGCCUACGCCCAGGCCUGCCACGACGCGGGCCUGUGUGUGUCCUGGCGGACUCCGGACACCUGCCCCUUGUUCUGUGACUUCUACAACCCACAUGGGGGCUGUGAGUGGCACUACCAGCCCUGCGGGGCACCCUGCCUAAAAACCUGCCGGAACCCCAGUGGGCACUGCCUGGUGGACCUGCCUGGCCUGGAAGGCUGCUACCCGAAGUGCCCACCCAGCCAGCCCUUCUUCAAUGAGGACCAGAUGAAGUGCGUGGCCCAGUGUGGCUGCUACGACAAGGACGGAAACUACUAUGACGUCGGUGCAAGGGUCCCCACAGCGGAGAACUGCCAGAGCUGUAACUGCACACCCAGUGGCAUCCAGUGCGCUCACAGCCUUGAGGCCUGCACCUGCACCUAUGAGGACAGGACCUACAGCUACCAGGACGUCAUCUACAACACCACCGAUGGGCUUGGCGCCUGCUUGAUCGCCAUCUGCGGAAGCAACGGCACCAUCAUCAGGAAGGCUGUGGCAUGUCCUGGAACUCCAGCCACAACGCCAUUCACCUUCACCACCGCCUGGGUCCCCCACUCCACGACAAGCCCGGCCCUCCCGGUCUCCACCGUGUGUGUCCGCGAGGUCUGCCGCUGGUCCAGCUGGUACAAUGGGCACCGCCCAGAGCCCGGCCUGGGAGGCGGAGACUUUGAGACGUUUGAAAACCUGAGGCAGAGAGGGUACCAGGUAUGCCCUGUGCUGGCUGACAUCGAGUGCCGGGCGGCGCAGCUUCCCGACAUGCCGCUGGAGGAGCUGGGCCAGCAGGUGGACUGUGACCGCAUGCGGGGGCUGAUGUGCGCCAACAGCCAACAGAGUCCCCCGCUCUGUCACGACUACGAGCUGCGGGUUCUCUGCUGCGAAUACGUGCCCUGUGGCCCCUCCCCGGCCCCAGGCACCAGCCCUCAGCCCUCCCUCAGUGCCAGCACGGAGCCUGCUGUGCCUACCCCAACCCAGACCACAGCAACCGAAAAGACCACCCUAUGGGUGACCCCGAGCAUCCGGUCGACGGCGGCCCUCACCUCGCAGACUGGGUCCAGCUCAGGCCCCGUGACGGUCACCCCCUCGGCCCCAGGUACCACCACCUGCCAGCCCCGGUGUCAGUGGACAGAGUGGUUUGAUGAGGACUACCCCAAGUCUGAACAACUUGGAGGGGACGUUGAGUCCUACGAUAAGAUCAGGGCCGCUGGAGGGCACUUAUGCCAGCAGCCUAAGGACAUAGAGUGCCAGGCCGAGAGCUUCCCCAACUGGACCCUGGCACAGGUGGGGCAGAAGGUGCACUGUGACGUCCACUUCGGCCUGGUGUGCAGGAACUGGGAGCAGGAGGGCGUCUUCAAGAUGUGCUACAACUACAGGAUCCGGGUCCUCUGCUGCAGUGACGACCACUGCAGGGGACGUGCCACAACCCCGCCACCGACCACAGAGCUGGAGACGGCCACCACCACCACCACCCAGGCCCUGUUCUCAACGCCGCAGCCUACGAGUAGCCCGGGGCUGACCAGGGCUCCCCCGGCCAGCACCACAGCAGUCCCCACCCUCUCAGAAGGACUGACAUCCCCCAGAUACACAAGCACCCUUGGUACAGCCACCACGGGAGGCCCCACGACGCCUGCAGGCUCCACAGAACCCACUGUCCCAGGGGUGGCCACAUCCACCCUUCCAACACGCUCAGCCCUUCCAGGGACGACGGGGAGCUUGGGCACAUGGCGCCCCUCACAGCCACCCACGCUGGCCCCAACAACAAUGGCAACCUCCAGAGCUCGCCCGACAGGCACAGCCAGCACCGCUUCCAAAGAGCCGCUGACCACGAGCCUGGCGCCAACACUCACGAGCGAGCUGUCCACCUCUCAGGCCGAGACCAGCACGCCCAGGACAGAGACGACAAUGAGCCCCUUGACUAACACCACCACCAGCCAGGGCACGACCCGCUGUCAACCGAAGUGUGAGUGGACAGAGUGGUUUGACGUGGACUUCCCAACCUCAGGGGUUGCAGGCGGGGACAUGGAAACUUUUGAAAACAUCAGGGCUGCUGGGGGCAAGAUGUGCUGGGCACCAAAGAGCAUAGAGUGCCGGGCGGAGAACUACCCCGAGGUAAGCAUCGACCAGGUCGGGCAGGUGCUGACCUGCAGCCUGGAGACGGGGCUGACCUGCAAGAACGAAGACCAGACAGGCAGGUUCAACAUGUGCUUCAACUACAACGUGCGUGUGCUUUGCUGUGACGACUACAGCCACUGCCCCAGUACCCCAGCCACCAGCUCCACGGCCACGCCCUCCUCAACUCCGGGGACGACCUGGAUCCUCACAAAGCCGACCACAACAGCCACUACGACUGCGUCCACUGGAUCCACGGCCACCCCGACCUCCACCCUGAGAACAGCUCCCCCUCCCAAAGUGCUGACCACCACGGCCACCACACCCACAGUCACCAGCUCCAAAGCCACUCCCUCCUCCAGUCCAGGGACUGCAACCGCCCUUCCAGCACUGAGAAGCACAGCCACCACACCCACAGCUACCAGCGUUACACCCAUCCCCUCUUCCUCCCUGGGCACCACCUGGACCCGCCUAUCACAGACCACCACACCCACGGCCACCAUGUCCACAGCCACACCCUCCUCCACUCCAGAGACUGCCCACACCUCCACAGUGCUUACCGCCACGGCCACCACAACUGGGGCCACCGGCUCUGUGGCCACCCCCUCCUCCACCCCAGGAACAGCUCACACUACCAAAGUGCCAACUACCACAACCACGGGCUUCACAGCCACCCCCUCCUCCAGCCCAGGGACGGCACUCACGCCUCCAGUGUGGAUCAGCACAACCACCACACCCACAACCAGAGGCUCCACGGUGACCCCCUCCUCCAUCCCGGGGACCACCCACACCGCCACAGUGCUGACCACCACCACCACAACUGUGGCCACUGGUUCUAUGGCAACACCCUCCUCUAGCACACAGACCAGUGGUACUCCCCCAUCACUGACCACCACGGCCACUACGAUCACGGCCACCGGCUCCACCACCAACCCCUCCUCAACUCCUGGGACAACUCCCAUCCCCCCAGUGCUGACCACCACCGCCACCACACCUGCAGCCACCAGCAACACAGUGACUCCCUCCUCUGCCCUAGGGACCACCCACACACCCCCAGUGCCGAACACCAUGGCCACCACACACGGGCGAUCCCUGCCCCCCAGCAGUCCCCACACGGUGCGCACAGCCUGGACUUCGGCCACCUCGGGCAUCUUGGGCACCACCCACAUCACAGAGCCUUCCACGGUGACUUCCCACACCCUAGCAGCAACCACCGGUACCACCCAGCACUCGACUCCAGCCCUUUCCAGCCCUCACCCUAGCAGCAGAACCACCGAGUCACCCCCUUCUCCAGGGACGACCACCCCGGGCCACACCACGGCCACCUCCAGGACCACAGCCACGGCCACACCCAGCAAGACCCGCACCUCGACCCUGCUGCCCAGCAGCCCCACAUCGGCCCCCAUAACCACGGUGGUGACCAUGGGCUGUGAGCCCCAGUGUGCCUGGUCAGAGUGGCUGGACUACAGCUACCCCAUGCCGGGGCCCUCUGGCGGGGACUUUGACACCUACUCCAACAUCCGUGCGGCCGGAGGGGCCGUCUGUGAGCAGCCCCUGGGCCUCGAGUGCCGUGCCCAGGCCCAGCCUGGUGUCCCCCUGCGGGAGUUGGGCCAGGUCGUGGAAUGCAGCCUGGACUUUGGCCUGGUCUGCAGGAACCGUGAGCAGGUGGGGAAGUUCAAGAUGUGCUUCAACUAUGAAAUCCGUGUGUUCUGCUGCAACUACGGCCACUGCCCCAGCACCCCGGCCACCAGCUCUACGGCCAUGCCCUCCUCCACUCCGGGGACGACCUGGAUCCUCACAGAGCUGACCACAACAGCCACUACGACUGAGUCCACUGGAUCCACGGCCACCCCGUCCUCCACCCCAGGGACCACCUGGAUCCUCACAGAGCCGAGCACUACAGCCACCGUGACGGUGCCCACCGGAUCCACGGCCACCGCCUCCUCCACCCAGGCAACUGCUGGCACCCCACAUGUGAGCACCACGGCCACGACACCCACAGUCACCAGCUCCAAAGCCACUCCCUUCUCCAGUCCAGGGACUGCAACCGCCCUUCCAGCACUGAGAAGCACAGCCACCACACCCACAGCUACCAGCUUUACAGCCAUCCCCUCCUCCUCCCUGGGCACCACCUGGACCCGCCUAUCACAGACCACCACACCCACGGCCACCAUGUCCACAGCCACACCCUCCUCCACUCCAGAGACUGUCCACACCUCCACAGUGCUUACCACCACGGCCACCACAACCGGGGCCACCGGCUCUGUGGCCACCCCCUCCUCCACCCCAGGAACAGCUCACACUACCAAAGUGCUGACUACCACAACCACGGGCUUCACAGCCACCCCCUCCUCCAGCCCAGGGACGGCACGCACGCUUCCAGUGUGGAUCAGCACAACCACCACACCCACAACCAGAGGUUCCACGGUGACCCCCUCCUCCAUCCCGGGGACCACCCACACCCCCACAGUGCUGACCACCACCACCACAACUGUGGCCACUGGUUCUAUGGCAACACCCUCCUCUAGCACACAGACCAGUGGUACUCCCCCAUCACUGACCACCACGGCCACUACGAUCACGGCCACCGGCUCCACCACCAACCCCUCCUCAACUCCAGGGACAACACCUAUCCCCCCAGUGCUGACCACCACCGCCACCACACCUGCAGCCACCAGCAGCACAGUGACUCCCUCCUCUGCCCUAGGGACCACCCACACACCCCCAGUGCCGAACACCACGGCCACCACACACGGGCGAUCCCUGUCCCCCAGCAGUCCCCACACGGUGCGCACAGCCUGGACUUCGGCCACCUCAGGCACCUUGGGCACCACCCACAUCACAGAGCCUUCCACGGGGACUUCCCACACCCCAGCAGCAACCACCGGUACCACCCAGCACUCGACUCCAGCCCUGUCCAGCCCUCACCCUAGCAGCAGGACCACCGAGUCACCCCCUUCUCCAGGGACGACCACCCCGGGCCACACCAGGGCCACCUCCAGGACCACGGCCACGGCCACACCCAGCAAGACCCGCACCUCGACCCUGCUGCCCAGCAGCCCCACAUCGGCCCCAAUAACCACGGUGGUGACCAUGGGCUGUGAGCCCCAGUGUGCCUGGUCAGAGUGGCUGGACUACAGCUACCCCAUGCCGGGGCCCUCUGGCGGGGACUUUGACACCUACUCCAACAUCCGUGCGGCCGGAGGGGCCGUCUGUGAGCAGCCCCUGGGCCUCGAGUGCCGUGCCCAGGCCCAGCCUGGUGUCCCCCUGCGGGAGUUGGGCCAGGUCGUGGAAUGCAGCCUGGACUUUGGCCUGGUCUGCAGGAACCGUGAGCAGGUGGGGAAGUUCAAGAUGUGCUUCAACUAUGAAAUCCGUGUGUUCUGCUGCAACUACGGCCACUGCCCCAGCACCCCGGCCACCAGCUCUACGGCCACGCCCUCCUCCACUCCAGGGACGACCUGGAUCCUCACAGAGCAGACCACAGCAGCCACUACGACCGCAACCACUGGAUCCACGGCCAUCCCGUCCUCCACCCCGGGAACAGCUCCCCCUCCCAAAGUGCUGACCAGCACGGCCACCACACCCACAGCCACCAGUUCCAAAGCCACUUCCUCCUCCAGUCCAAGGACUGCAACCACCCUUCCAGUGCUGACAAGCACAGCCACCAAAUCCACAGCUACCAGCUUUACACCCAUCCCCUCCUUCACCCUUGGGACCACCGGGACCCUCCCAGAACAGACCACCACACCCAUGGCCACCAUGUCCACAAUCCACCCCUCCUCCACUCCGGAGACCACCCACACCUCCACAGUGCUGACCACGAAGGCCACCACGACAAGGGCCACCAGUUCCAUGUCCACCCCCUCCUCCACUCCGGGGACGACCUGGAUCCUCACAGAGCUGACCACAGCAGCCACUACAACUGCAGCCACUGGCCCCACGGCCACCCCGUCCUCCACCCCAGGGACCACCUGGAUCCUCACAGAGCCCAGCACUACAGCCACCGUGACGGUGCCCACCGGAUCCACGGCCACCGCCUCCUCCACCCGGGCAACUGCUGGCACCCUCAAAGUGCUGACCAGCACGGCCACCACACCCACAGUCAUCAGCUCCAGAGCCACUCCCUCCUCCAGUCCAGGGACUGCAACCGCCCUUCCAGCACUGAGAAGCACAGCCACCACACCCACAGCUACCAGCGUUACAGCCAUCCCCUCUUCCUCCCUGGGCACCGCCUGGACCCGCCUAUCACAGACCACCACACCCACGGCCACCAUGUCCACAGCCACACCCUCCUCUACUCCAGAGACUGUCCACACCUCCACAGUGCUUACCACCACGACCACCACAACCAGGGCCACCGGCUCUGUGGCCACCCCCUCCUCCACCCCAGGAACAGCUCACACUACCAAAGUGCCGACUACCACAACCACGGGCUUCACAGCCACCCCCUCCUCCAGCCCAGGGACGGCACUCACGCCUCCAGUGUGGAUCAGCACAACCACCACACCCACAACCAGAGGCUCCACGGUGACCCCCUCCUCCAUCCCGGGGACCACCCACACCGCCACAGUGCUGACCACCACCACCACAACUGUGGCCACUGGUUCUAUGGCAACACCCUCCUCUAGCACACAGACCAGUGGUACUCCCCCAUCACUGACCACCACGGCCACUACGAUCACAGCCACCGGCUCCACCACCAACCCCUCCUCAACUCCAGGGACAACUCCCAUCCCCCCAGUGCUGACCACCACCGCCACCACACCUGCAGCCACCAGCAGCACAGUGACUCCCUCCUCUGCCCUAGGGACCACCCACACACCCCCAGUGCCGAACACCACGGCCACCACACACGGGCGGUCCCUGCCCCCCAGCAGUCCCCACACGGUGCGCACAGCCUGGACUUCGGCCACCUCGGGCAUCUUGGGCACCACCCACAUCACAGAGCCUUCCACGGUGACUUCCCACACCCCAGCAGCAACCACCAGUACCACCCAGCACUCGACUCCAGCCCUGUCCAGCCCUCACCCUAGCAGCAGGACCACCGAGUCACCCCCUUCUCCAGGGACGACCACCCCGGGCCACACCAGGGGCACCUCCAGGACCACAGCCACAGCCACACCCAGCAAGACCCGCACCUCGACCCUGCUGCCCAGCAGCCCCACAUCGGCCCCCAUAACCACGGUGGUGACCACGGGCUGUGAGCCCCAGUGUGCCUGGUCAGAGUGGCUGGACUACAGCUACCCCAUGCCGGGGCCCUCUGGCGGGGACUUUGACACCUACUCCAACAUCCGUGCGGCCGGAGGGGCAGUCUGUGAGCAGCCCCUGGGCCUCGAGUGCCGUGCCCAGGCCCAGCCUGGUGUCCCCCUGCGGGAGUUGGGCCAGGUCGUGGAAUGCAGCCUGGACUUUGGCCUGGUCUGCAGGAACCGUGAGCAGGUGGGGAAGUUCAAGAUGUGCUUCAACUAUGAAAUCCGUGUGUUCUGCUGCAACUACGGCCACUGCCCCAGCACCCCGGCCACCAGCUCUACGGCCACGCCCUCCUCAACUCCGGGGACGACCUGGAUCCUCACAAAGCUGACCACAACAGCCACUACGACUGAGUCCACUGGAUCCACGGCCACCCCGUCCUCCACCCCAGGGACCACCUGGAUCCUCACAGAGCCGAGCACUACAGCCACCGUGACGGUGCCCACCGGAUCCACGGCCACCGCCUCCUCCACCCAGGCAACUGCUGGCACCCCACAUGUGAGCACCACGGCCACGACACCCACAGUCACCAGCUCCAAAGCCACUCCCUUCUCCAGUCCAGGGACUGCAACCGCCCUUCCAGCACUGAGAAGCACAGCCACCACACCCACAGCUACCAGCUUUACAGCCAUCCCCUCCUCCUCCCUGGGCACCACCUGGACCCGCCUAUCACAGACCACCACACCCACGGCCACCAUGUCCACAGCCACACCCUCCUCCACUCCAGAGACUGCCCACACCUCCACAGUGCUUACCACCACGGCCACCACAACCAGGGCCACCGGCUCUGUGGCCACCCCCUCUUCCACCCCAGGAACAGCUCACACUACCAAAGUGCCGACUACCACAACCACGGGCUUCACAGUCACCCCCUCCUCCAGCCCAGGGACGGCACGCACGCCUCCAGUGUGGAUCAGCACAACCACCACACCCACAACCAGUGGCUCCACGGUGACCCCCUCCUCCGUCCCGGGGACCACCCACACCCCCACAGUGCUGACCACCACCACCACAACUGUGGCCACUGGUUCUAUGGCAACACCCUCCUCUAGCACACAGACCAGUGGUACUCCCCCAUCACUGAUCACCACGGCCACUACGAUCACGGCCACCGGCUCCACCACCAACCCCUCCUCAACUCCAGGGACAACACCUAUCCCCCCAGUGCUGACCACCACCGCCACCACACCUGCAGCCACCAGCAGCACAGUGACUCCCUCCUCUGCCCUAGGGACCACCCACACACCCCCAGUGCCGAACACCACGGCCACCACACACGGGCGAUCCCUGUCCCCCAGCAGUCCCCACACGGUGCGCACAGCCUGGACUUCGGCCACCUCAGGCACCUUGGGCACCACCCACAUCACAGAGCCUUCCACGGGGACUUCCCACACCCCAGCAGCAACCACCGGUACCACCCAGCACUCGACUCCAGCCCUGUCCAGCCCUCACCCUAGCAGCAGGACCACCGAGUCACCCCCUUCCCCAGGGACGACCACCCCGGGCCACACCACGGCCACCUCCAGGACCACGGCCACGGCCACACCCAGCAAGACCCGCACCUCGACCCUGCUGCCCAGCAGCCCCACAUCGGCCCCCAUAACCACGGUGGUGACCACGGGCUGUGAGCCCCAGUGUGCCUGGUCAGAGUGGCUGGACUACAGCUACCCCAUGCCGGGGCCCUCUGGCGGGGACUUUGACACCUACUCCAACAUCCGUGCGGCCGGAGGGGCCGUCUGUGAGCAGCCCCUGGGCCUCGAGUGCCGUGCCCAGGCCCAGCCUGGUGUCCCCCUGGGGGAGUUGGGCCAGGUCGUGGAAUGCAGCCUGGACUUUGGCCUGGUCUGCAGGAACCGUGAGCAGGUGGGGAAGUUCAAGAUGUGCUUCAACUAUGAAAUCCGUGUGUUCUGCUGCAACUACGGCCACUGCCCCAGCACCCCGGCCACCAGCUCUACGGCCAUGCCCUCCUCCACUCCGGGGACGACCUGGAUCCUCACAGAGCUGACCACAACAGCCACUACGACUGCAUCCACUGGAUCCACGGCCACCCCGUCCUCCACCCCGGGAACAGCUCCCCCUCCCAAAGUGCUGACCAGCCCGGCCACCACACCCACAGCCACCAGUUCCAAAGCCACUUCCUCCUCCAGUCCAAGGACUGCAACCACCCUUCCAGUGCUGACAAGCACAGCCACCAAAUCCACAGCUACCAGCGUUACACCCAUCCCCUCCUCCACCCUUGGGACCACCGGGACCCUCCCAGAACAGACCACCACACCCGUGGCCACCAUGUCCACAAUCCACCCCUCCUCCACUCCGGAGACCACCCACACCUCCACAGUGCUGACCACGAAGGCCACCACGACAAGGGCCACCAGUUCCACGUCCACCCCCUCCUCCACUCCGGGGACGACCUGGAUCCUCACAGAGCUGACCACAGCAGCCACUACAACUGCAGCCACUGGCCCCACGGCCACCCCGUCCUCCACCCCAGGGACCACCUGGAUCCUCACAGAGCUGACCACAACAGCCACUACGACUGCGUCCACUGGAUCCACGGCCACCCCGUCCUCCACCCCAGGGACCACCUGGAUCCUCACAGAGCCGAGCACUACAGCCACCGUGACGGUGCCCACCGGAUCCACGGCCACCGCCUCCUCCACCCAGGCAACUGCUGGCACCCCACAUGUGAGCACCACGGCCACGACACCCACAGUCACCAGCUCCAAAGCCACUCCCUCCUCCAGUCCAGGGACUGCAACUGCCCUUCCAGCACUGAGAAGCACAGCCACCACACCCACAGCUACCAGCUUUACAGCCAUCCCCUCCUCCUCCCUGGGCACCACCUGGACCCGCCUAUCACAGACCACCACACCCACGGCCACCAUGUCCACAGCCACACCCUCCUCCACUCCAGAGACUGUCCACACCUCCACAGUGCUUACCGCCACGGCCACCACAACCGGGGCCACCGGCUCUGUGGCCACCCCCUCCUCCACCCCAGGAACAGCUCACACUACCAAAGUGCCGACUACCACAACCACGGGCUUCACAGCCACCCCCUCCUCCAGCCCAGGGACGGCACUCACGCCUCCAGUGUGGAUCAGCACAACCACCACACCCACAACCACCACACCCACAACCAGUGGCUCCACGGUGACCCCCUCCUCCAUCCCGGGGACCACCCACACCGCCAGAGUGCUGACCACCACCACCACAACUGUGGCCACUGGUUCUAUGGCAACACCCUCCUCUAGCACACAGACCAGUGGUACUCCCCCAUCACUGACCACCACGGCCACUACGAUCACGGCCACCGGCUCCACCACCAACCCCUCCUCAACUCCAGGGACAACACCCAUCACCCCAGUGCUGACCAGCACGGCCACCACACCCGCAGCCACCAGCUCCAAAGCCACUUCCUCCUCCAGUCCAAGGACUGCAACCACCCUUCCAGUGCUGACAAGCACAGCCACAAAAUCCACAGCUACCAGCUUUACACCCAUCCCCUCCUCCACCCUGUGGACCACGUGGACCGUCCCAGCACAGACCACCACACCCAUGUCCACCAUGUCCACAAUCCACACCUCCUCUACUCCAGAGACCACCCACACCUCCACAGUGCUGACCACCACAGCCACCAUGACAAGGGCCACCAAUUCCACGGCCACACCCUCCUCCACUCUGGGGACGACCCGGAUCCUCACUGAGCUGACCACAACAGCCACUACAACUGCAGCCACUGGAUCCACGGCCACCCUGUCCUCCACCCCAGGGACCACCUGGAUCCUCACAGAGCCGAGCACUAUAGCCACCGUGAUGGUGCCCACCGGUUCCACGGCCACCGCCUCCUCCACUCUGGGAACAGCUCACACCCCCAAAGUGGUGACCACCAUGGCCACUAUGCCCACAGCCACUGCCUCCACGGUUCCCAGCUCGUCCACCGUGGGGACCACCCGCACCCCUGCAGUGCUCCCCAGCAGCCUGCCAACCUUCAGCGUGUCCACUGUGUCCUCCUCAGUCCUCACCACCCUGAGACCCACUGGCUUCCCCAGCUCCCACUUCUCUACUCCCUGCUUCUGCAGGGCAUUUGGACAGUUUUUCUCGCCCGGGGAAGUCAUCUACAAUAAGACCGACCGAGCCGGCUGCCAUUUCUACGCAGUGUGCAAUCAGCACUGUGACAUUGACCGCUUCCAGGGCGCCUGUCCCACCUCCCCACCGCCAGUGUCCUCCGCCCCGCUGUCCUCGCCCUCCCCUGCCCCUGGCUGUGACAAUGCCAUCCCUCUCCGGCAGGUGAAUGAGACCUGGACCCUGGAGAACUGCACGGUGGCCAGGUGCGUGGGUGACAACCGUGUCGUCCUGCUGGACCCAAAGCCUGUGGCCAACGUCACCUGCGUGAACAAGCACCUGCCCAUCAAAGUGUCGGACCCGAGCCAGCCCUGUGACUUCCACUAUGAGUGCGAGUGCAUCUGCAGCAUGUGGGGCGGCUCCCACUAUUCCACCUUUGACGGCACCUCUUACACCUUCCGGGGCAACUGCACCUAUGUCCUCAUGAGAGAGAUCCAUGCACGCUUUGGGAAUCUCAGCCUCUACCUGGACAACCACUACUGCACGGCCUCUGCCACUGCCGCUGCCGCCCGCUGCCCCCGCGCCCUCAGCAUCCACUACAAGUCCAUGGAUAUCGUCCUCACUGUCACCAUGGUGCAUGGGAAGGAGGAGGGCCUGAUCCUGUUUGACCAAAUUCCGGUGAGCAGCGGUUUCAGCAAGAACGGCGUGCUUGUGUCUGUGCUGGGGACCACCACCAUGCGUGUGGACAUUCCUGCCCUGGGCGUGAGCGUCACCUUCAAUGGCCAAGUCUUCCAGGCCCGGCUGCCCUACAGCCUCUUCCACAACAACACCGAGGGCCAGUGCGGCACCUGCACCAACAACCAGAGGGACGACUGUCUCCAGCGGGACGGAACCACUGCCGCCAGUUGCAAGGACAUGGCCAAGACGUGGCUGGUCCCCGACAGCAGAAAGGAUGGCUGCUGGGCCCCGACUGGCACACCCCCCACUGCCAGCCCCGCAGCCCCGGUGUCUAGCACACCCACCCCCACCCCAUGCCCACCACAGCCGCUCUGUGAUCUGAUGCUGAGCCAGGUCUUUGCUGAGUGCCACAACCUUGUGCCCCCGGGCCCAUUCUUCAACGCCUGCAUCAGCGACCACUGCAGGGGCCGCCUUGAGGUGCCCUGCCAGAGCCUGGAGGCUUACGCAGAGCUCUGCCGCGCCCGGGGAGUGUGCAGUGACUGGCGAGGUGCAACCGGUGGCCUGUGCGACCUCACCUGCCCACCCACCAAAGUGUACAAGCCAUGCGGCCCCAUACAGCCUGCCACCUGCAACUCUAGGAACCAGAGCCCACAGCUGGAGGGGAUGGCGGAGGGCUGCUUCUGCCCUGAGGACCAGAUCCUCUUCAACGCACACAUGGGCAUCUGCGUGCAGGCCUGCCCCUGCGUGGGACCCGAUGGGUUUCCUAAAUUUCCCGGGGAGCGGUGGGUCAGCAACUGCCAGUCCUGCGUGUGUGACGAGGGUUCAGUGUCGGUGCAGUGCAAGCCCCUGCCCUGUGACGCCCAGGGUCAGCCCCCGCCGUGCAACCGUCCCGGCUUCGUAACCGUGACCAGGCCCCGGGCCGAGAACCCCUGCUGCCCCGAGACGGUGUGCGUGUGCAACACAACCACCUGCCCCCAGAGCCUGCCUGUGUGCCCGCCAGGGCAGGAGUCCAUCUGCACCCAGGAGGAGGGCGACUGCUGUCCCACCUUCCGCUGCAGACCUCAGCUGUGUUCGUACAAUGGCACCUUCUACGGGGUUGGUGCAACCUUCCCAGGCGCCCUUCCCUGCCACAUGUGUACCUGCCUCUCUGGGGACACCCAGGACCCAACGGUGCAAUGUCAGGAGGAUGCCUGCAACAAUACUACCUGUCCCCAGGGCUUUGAGUACAAGAGAGUGGCCGGGCAGUGCUGUGGGGAGUGCGUCCAGACCGCCUGCCUCACGCCCGAUGGCCAGCCAGUCCAGCUGAAUGAAACCUGGGUCAACAGCCAUGUGGACAACUGCACCGUGUACCUCUGUGAGGCUGAGGGUGGAGUCCAUUUGCUGACCCCACAGCCUGCAUCCUGCCCAGAUGUGUCCAGCUGCAGGGGGAGCCUCAGGAAAACCGGCUGCUGCUACUCCUGUGAGGAGGACUCCUGUCAAGUCCGCAUCAACACGACCAUCCUGUGGCACCAGGGCUGCGAGACCGAGGUCAACAUCACCUUCUGCGAGGGCUCCUGCCCCGGAGCGUCCAAGUACUCAGCAGAGGCCCAGGCCAUGCAGCACCAGUGCACCUGCUGCCAGGAGAGGCGGGUCCACGAGGAGACGGUGCCCUUGCACUGUCCUAACGGCUCAGCCAUCCUGCACACCUACACCCACGUGGAUGAGUGUGGCUGCACGCCCUUCUGUGUCCCUGCGCCCAUGGCUCCCCCACACACCCGUGGCUUCCCGGCCCAGGAGGCCACUGCUGUCUGAGAACGUUCUGCCUCCAUCCCCAUGCUCUGUCCACCUGGAGCCAGGAUGUGCAUUGUCUGAUCAUGAAAACCUUGGGCCUCCUCUGCGGAGCCCCCCGGCCUGUGUGUGGCACCCCGCGCUCCGUGCUCCUGCUGCCCACCCCGUGGGUGAAACCGGCCCCAGAAGGGUGAGGGGCCAGCAGGACCCCUUUCGGGAGGGCGCCACUCAGGAGUCCUACCCUGGGAGAGCCUGUGGCCCACCUUGGCCUUGCCCCUCCCUGAUGUCACUGGGACGCCCUGGAACAAACUAAGCAUGUGCGGGCCUAUGUGUCCCUGCCACGGCCGGAGCGCCCGCGCAGCACGGAUUCCAGCUGGCCACGUCCGGCCGCUGGGGCAGACAGGCUGGUCCAGGCAAGGCCAGCUGCUGCCAGGAAGCUGCGACAGGCAAGGCGGCCGCCUGUCCAUGCCUGCUGCAGGGUAACUCAGGGCUGAGGUCGCAACGGCCAGGUCAGAGAGGGGUCAGCAUCCCAAAGCCCCCUCUGCUCAACCCAGCCCAGUUUUGCAAAUAAACCCUGAGCAUUGAGUA